Solanum verrucosum is the source of this 1641-nucleotide messenger RNA. Its product is annotated as protein TIFY 4B-like. The record is from RefSeq and is a predicted model, not a curated record. NCBI's taxonomy places the organism in Eukaryota, Viridiplantae, Streptophyta, Magnoliopsida, Solanales, Solanaceae. Bases 107 to 1126 code for a protein of 339 amino acids. Gene Ontology annotation, biological process: regulation of jasmonic acid mediated signaling pathway; response to wounding; regulation of defense response. The transcript is spliced from 9 exons. Gene Ontology annotation, cellular component: nucleus.
UCCUCUGCUCCCGGCACCACUCACUAACUCACUGUCAAACACGUUUCUCCUGUUUCUAGUUCUCCGACGAACCAAAUUGUACCGAUUUCCACCGGAAUUUCACAUCAUGUCGCUGGAAGAAACUGUUUACAAGUCUCCUCUGGAUAAACCGCUCUACCUACUUACCGAUGACGACAUUUCUCAGCUCACUCGCGAAGAUUGCCGACGUUAUCUUAAAGCUAAAGGAAUGAGAAAGCCGUCAUGGAAUAAAUCACAGGCGAUUCAGCAGGUGAUUUCACUGAAGGCGUUGUUAGAUACGACGCCGGACUCCGACACCGGUCAGCGGAAAAGGCGUCACAUUCCUCGCCCAGACACCAGUUUACAGCGAGUCCAGAAAGAAACGGGCAUCGAUGCAGAAUUUGCUGAAUCGGCUGAAGAAAUGGUGCCGUACGGUAGAAAACCUCCCAAUAAACCUGAUCUUUCCGGCAAUAAGGCUGCAGGUUCUGUUGCCGUUGUCAAUAACUUAACUCCUUCUAGAACCACAGAUUCGGGAAAUGCAUCAGCAGGUCAAUUGAUAAUCUUCUAUUGUGGCAAGGUGAAUGUGUAUGAUGAUGUACCUGCUGAAAAGGCACAAGCAAUCAUGCAUCUUGCUGCAAGCCCACUCUUUGUGCCUUCAGAAACUCCAUUGGAUGCUACCAGAGCAGCUCAACAUUCUGAAUGCCAUUUGCAACCUGCAAAUGUUAAAAUGGGUCCAGAUUCUCCUAUGGUGCUCAUGCCAACCAUGCAAACAGGGAGAAUAACUGAAGUGACUCGCCUUCAUUUGGAGGAAAGCAACACUUUCUAUGAGGACAAUUCUGAAGCAGUGAACCACGUAAGCAGAAAAGCAUUACUGGAAAGAUAUCGUGAGAAGCGGAAAGACAGGUUCAAGAGAAAGAUGGGAAUGCCUUCAUCUGCUAGCUUGGACUUCUAUUUGAACCAUCGAACCGGAAAUCAUACCCCAAGUGAGCUCUCAAGUAGGAGCAACACUUGUUCCCCGCCUGCUAUUAGAUUAUCUGUUGCACCUGCUCCAAGUGGUUCAAUGGAUAACAUUCUCCAAAUGGAUGCCAAUGCUUCUGGUUUUCUCGACGACAAAAAUGGUAAAGAGUGAAAACUGGGAUGAUGAGGAACACUCUUGCUUUCUAAUUUAUUUUCAUGCGCCAGAAAGUCUGGAAGGUAACAUCCUGUCCUAGCCUCUGCCUAGUUGAAUGACGAGGUGUUGGUUGUUCCUUGUGGAUCUGUGUUCAGAAGCACUUUGUAUUUAGUCUGUCAUCAUUCCGCAGGUAAAUGAAGAGAAUAGUAGUCAGGAAUAGUCCACUUGUCAUGCAAUGUUUUCUGAUUUCAGAAUCUUUUUGAAAGCCACCAGGCCUCAAGAGUCCCACUUUAGUGUAGAACUUUAGGCAGUUGAGUUUUUCCCUUUUGCUGGAACUGGUUCUCAAGGAGCUAACGUGGAACCCCUGUUGUAAUUAGUCUCGGCACUUUCCACUCUAACAAGACAGAUUAUUUUGGCUGAACAGUGGAAGUACUUGGGUUACCAAGGCAUAUUCUAGUUUUAUUUGGACUGAUUCUUAGGAAUAAUUUAAAUGCUUGACUUACUAAAAAGGUUUAAGGUUGGUUGGUUAGUAC